This is a messenger RNA of Branchiostoma belcheri (Belcher's lancelet), 1342 nucleotides long. Its product is annotated as probable N-acetyltransferase 16. Gene Ontology annotation, molecular function: acyltransferase activity, transferring groups other than amino-acyl groups. Bases 63 to 1052 code for a protein of 329 amino acids. The transcript has 4 exons. NCBI's taxonomy places the organism in Eukaryota, Metazoa, Chordata, Leptocardii, Amphioxiformes, Branchiostomatidae. The record is from RefSeq and is a predicted model, not a curated record.
UCUGCCUACCUACGAAAUCUAAGAAAGUCUUUCCACGUCAGCACGCCGACACACGGAGAGAUAUGGCGAACCAAAACAGCCUCCACCUGACUUACCGAGAAGCCACACACAGUGACUACGACGCCGUCAUGAACAUGGCGUCAGUAGACACAUUCCGGGACGGGUUCGACUACCUGCCCGCCAAGUUUCACCAAUGGGUGGACGACCCGGAUGUCAUAAUGUUUGUAGCGGAAGCUAACGACAAAGUGGUAGGCUUGUAUGUCUCCAUUAUAACUGAUGGCGGUGCUAAUGUCCUGAGCAAAACCAUCCGGAUAGCCCCAGAACUGCAGGGGAAGAAGAUGCAGUCCAAAAUGGCAGCUGAACUUGAUACAACUCUGAGGCAUACACAUCCGCAGCUGUGGAAACUUGAGGUGCAUGCCCUUUCGGACGUCAAGCGUCUCUACCUUACAAAAGUCUUUCCGAACAAGAAGGACAUCUGUUUUAUAGAUGUCAUGUUCUUCCAAGGCAUGUCAAACGAAGUCCUGGAUAGUUUGGAAACCAAGGAUGUUCUUCCAUCCCAUCCACAACCACCAGUAGUGCCCUACCAACCUUCCGACAUGGCGCGGCUGGCAAGACCAGAGUUCUCACAGCAGAUCCUAGUUGACAAUACUAUUUUUGUAGAUUGGGACCCGUAUCAGCUUAGUGCCUCCAACUUACGUUUGUUCUCAAAGCAGAGUGCCACUAUUCUUGUCGACACUAGCGAGCCUACAGCUAAGAGUUUGAGUUUUGGUGGCAGUUAUAUGACACCAAGGGGAAGAUUGUAUCACGUAGAUGUACACUGUAGAGAUGUAGCUCUGUGUCAGGCUCAUAUCAAACACCAUGUAGGCAGAGCUUGUCAUGAGUACGAAGGGAUGAUCACGUUCUGUGUAAUGUUGAUUGACCCGUGCCUGAAAGCCACAAGCAAAACCUUUUGUGUAGAGAGGUUGGGCCUCGUUCACCUUCCCCACGACCACAGGUACUUGUAUUUCAAAUAUCAGAAUCCAGAAUUGGAUCCUAGCCAGUCACGCCUUUGAAAGACCACAAGACCGUAGACAUGCCACACGCAUGAGAGUGAUUCCCACACAUUUAAGCUUUGUAAUAAAAACAACAUUUGAGAUAUAUGCAGUGCAUAUAUCACUUCAUUUGGACAAGAUACCAUCAGGAAGGCGAACCCAUGUGCUUCAGUGUGACCAAAAUAUCAAACUAAUGAUGUUAAAAUGGUUUGUAGGGGAUAAUUAUUAAGUAACUUAAGGUUACGCAAAUGUUUGUUCAACGCUUCUAAUGUACAAAUGUAGUAAAAAAUGUCUAGAAAUUGUUCAAAUAU